Daldinia decipiens is the source of this 849-nucleotide messenger RNA. Its product is annotated as V-type ATPase. Gene Ontology annotation, cellular component: proton-transporting V-type ATPase, V0 domain. Gene Ontology annotation, biological process: proton transmembrane transport. Gene Ontology annotation, molecular function: proton-transporting ATPase activity, rotational mechanism. The transcript is spliced from 6 exons. Bases 164 to 652 code for a protein of 162 amino acids. The record is from RefSeq and is a predicted model, not a curated record. Lineage: Eukaryota; Fungi; Ascomycota; Sordariomycetes; Xylariales; Hypoxylaceae.
AAGCCGCGUUUGGUUCAAGGCAAGUUUAGAAUUCAGCUGGUUUUAGCUUCAUAACUUUAUCGAGGCUCGACAGGUUCGGCAACGACAACUCUCUAUAUUCCUCGAGCCCGGUUAUUUUCUCUUCCCCCAACCCGUUUGUACACGUUUAAGAAUUAUAUCCAUCAUGGCCGAAUCAGAGAUCGCGCCUAAGUUUGCCCCCUUCUUCGGCAUGGCCGGUAUUGCGUCCGCCAUGAUCUUCGGAUGCAUUGGGGCAGCAUACGGAACAGCAAAGUCGGGAAUCGGUAUCGCAGGCGUGGGUACCUUCAGGCCAGAUUUGAUCAUGAAGUGUCUGAUUCCCGUUGUCAUGUCCGGAAUUAUCGCAGUUUAUUCGCUUGUCAUCGCCGUCCUAAUCGCCGGAGACAUGGACCCACCGUCACGACAGAGCUACAGCUUAUUUACGGGCUUCAUGCAUCUAGGAUGUGGACUCUCGGUCGGAUUCACGGGCCUGGCUGCUGGAUACUGCAUCGGGAUUGUUGGUGACAAGGGGGUCCGCGCGUACAUGGAGCAGUCGAGAAUAUUUGUUGGCAUGGUUCUGAUCCUCAUUUUCGGUGAGGUUCUGGGACUCUAUGGUCUCAUCGUGGCCCUUAUUCUCAACACCAAGAGCAAGGGCUAAGUUAUUCGAACUCGAGCGAUACCAUAUUUCAUGAUGGUCACCAAGUGUUCACAUAAAGCAUCAACAAACAGUCUGUAAGGACAAUGUGUGUAAUCAGUAGCUACAUGGUCAAUGGCGUUUUACGGGUAUGUAAAACUAAGGGUAACCGUUAGAAUCGUUGACGGCUGGCAGGUCAAUAUUUGGUCAGGUGUACGACU